AAGAAAUCAAUUGCAUUUGUGGCCAGAAGUUGCUGCCUCCUGCUCUUUCUACUUGUAUUAACAAGCUCCACCUCGGGAAAUCCCUUAUCCAGGAGCGACGGAUCGGAGUCUAAGAAGGUAAGCUCUUCCUUUGCUUUUGAUUAUACUUCUUGUUCCCUCCCCUCUCCUUUUCUUUUAUUUAGGAACCUUCUGAAUUUGGAUAUGGUCUCUUAAUAAUAAUGAUAAUAAUAAUAUAAUAAUACAUGACCAUUAAAUUAAUAUACGCGGGGUUUUGCUGCAUUUAAAAAAAAAAGACCAUUGAAAGAUGUAUUCUCAAAUAAAAGCAAAAAGAACUGUGUUACAAGUUAAACUGGCUGUUCGUGAUCCUCAUACACCUGAACUACUGUACUGACAUUUUAAUUCUUGCUUGUCUAACGCAGGUCGUGGAUUUUAAUAUUCGCGUUACUGAAUCGGGAGAAAAGUACAACGAAACGAUUGAAGUGGACACACAGAAGCAAACAGAGGUGCCUAAGGUUCCUUCUCACCCCGGCGUGGAUCAGAGUGAUGUCAUGCAUGACUUUAAACAGGUAAUUAUGAGCUUCACAACAUUGUUGGAUUUUACAUGUUGCGUCCGUUUGUACACCCUGUUGCACCAAGUUUGAAACCGGUGAAACUUUUAGCGGAGCUCUAGCGUGCGCAGCGGAGAACCAUAAGUAAGAAACUCUGCUUACUUGUGCAUCCAAGAAAUUUUGAUUCUGAAAAAAUCGUCCCUACGUACUAGUAUGCAGGUACGUCCACCCCUUUCAUGUAAGGUGUGGUGAAAUUUCGCAUUUCAAGCACCCCGUGCUUUUCGGCGGUAAAUCGCUUGGCCACCCAGAGUUUUAGAGAGAAAAAACAACAACAACGCCGAGACUUUCUUUCGACUAAAUUUUAAUGACUGUCUACCUGACUAACGUGGAUAACAGAGAAAGAGCUAGAGCGAGCCGAAAUAAAAAACGACGGAGACCAAUUUCGUUGGAAGAAAAGCAUGAAAAUUUUAUAGCGGCAGUGAGAAAAUGAGAAAUGCUAGAGGCCACUACGGUGAAAAUGGGCGGCAGCGAAAAAAAAAAAGGUUAACAGGAACACGUAGUCGUGCAAAAGCUUGUAAAACAACGGCAAGGAAAUGUACAAAAAAGUGUGCAGCAGGUGCAAAGUUGUUUUUUUGGGGGGCUAAUUAGUCCUAUUGUUGUUGAUUUUUUUACCGUUCUCGUUGUCUUCACCGUUUCUUUAGCAUUACACGAUUUCAUAUUUUAUUUGAGUAAACUAUUAAUUAAAGCGAGCAUCGCUAUUAGCCCUGGCUAAAUCUAUAUAUUAGCCACAUGCAAACGGACGCAACAACUGCCAACAAUGUUGGCCCAAAUGAGCCACUUCCACCUUUCCCAUAUACCCACCUUAAUUGCCCCCCCCCCCCUCCCCCCCAAGAUUUUGCAUAACCUUUGUUUUUCACUUCUCCUGGGUAUUACCCUAUGAUCGCUGCGAUCGCUGAUCAUAGCGAUCGUAUGGAAACCACUUUCCAGCGAUCGUAGCGAUCACAACGACAACGAUCGCUGAGAUAGUACUUUUUCUGAUCUCAACGAUCGUUGUCGCUGCGAUCGCUGGAAAGUGGUUUCCAUAUGAUAGCUAUGAUCGCUGCGAUCGCUGAACUUUUUUUCUCAGCGAUCGCAGCGAUCAUAUGGAAACCAGGAUUAAGGUGCAUUUAUGGAAAUGUGGAAGUGGUAAAGUAGAAACGGUAAUGAAAAAUUAGUUAUCUUUGAUCAGUUAUUAUUUUUCAUGUAUUUUUUUUUCAAACGUUUUUCUGAAUCUUACUUGCAGAAAUUAACCAUGAUGAGAAUUCCGGACAAAGGGAUUUGUUAUCUGAUGCCUCUGCCGAAAGAGUUGUCUACCCCAGAUAAACUUAUUGGAGAUCUUGAGAAAGCCUCCCAGGUAAGGAAAUCAUUUUCUUGCAUGUCUACUCUCUGUUCUUUUCACUGUUUUAUUAACUGGAAGAAGGCGUCAGUUGAUGAAUAUGCACAUUACAUACUAAUUCUUAGCUGAAUUAUAUUAUUACAAGAUACGCGACUCAUGCUGUUUUUAACAAAAUAUGAUAUAAAAUAUCAUAGAUGAAAUAAAACACUAGGCAAGAUUGAAGAGGAUUUCUAGAUGUAUCCUACGCGGGCGUACCUUUGAUUUCGGGUUGAAGUAAACGCUCUUCAAAAUUGCAAACGAGUGUCCAGGUCAGCGCGGUCCCAAAGCUGACCGUGUCCCUUGAGAUUGACCUUGUUUAGUUAUCUUUAACCCCCAGUAUCCACACACAAAUACUCCAGAUCUAGUAUUAAAGAAUCAGCUGAGAGAAUUUGUUUCAAGAUCAAAGCAUUUUCCUUUAGGUGAUUAUUUUCUUAAUUCGCAUAAUACAAUCUCUUGAACAUGUAUUAAUAUUAGUGCUUAAGACUUCUGACCUCCACUAUACAUGUAGCCGGAUGUCAAUAGCCCACGUUCGAUAUCAGUUAAAAUUCUAACAUGACUCCGAGGCUUUCUGGUCAUUUUUCUAUACAGUGAAACCUGUAUUAAGCGGACAGUAGCCGAAGUCCCCAAAUUUAUUUCCCUUAUUUACUUUAAACGAAACCUUUAUUAAGCGGACACCUCUAUUAAGCGAACGCGGACACCUAAAAAGUACCUGAAAUGGUCAUUUCUAUUGUUGCCAACCUGUAUUAAACGGACACUUGUAAUUAAAUUCCACCACCCAACAUGCCAGACACCGAAGAUGCGAAAGAUUGCCACCCACAAAUUUUAAUAUUUUUAGUUUAUACAACGUGAUUUGACGAACUUAUUUGAUUAGUUUCACAGUACAGUACUGUUUUCUAUUUCGUUUUGUUUGUAUAGAGCUUGUUUCACUCAUCUGAGUUCUUCAAAUUUGAGUUGCAAUCUAUGUUUAUGGUACUAUCAUCAAUUAGUCCCCUUUAAUAAAGAAAUUAAUGCAAACGUAUAUCGUCAUAGUCUCUGGGAGUAUUCUAAACGUUUCCACUGUUCAUUUGAAUAGCAUUUGACCCCUCAUAUGACGUUAUCUAUUGAAACCUGCAGUUAGGCGGACACUACAGCAUUCCCCGAGGGUGUCCGCUUAAUACAGGUUUCACUGUAUUUGGUUCGGUUUUCUUUGUGCCGAAAUCUCUUCUGGGAAUUGCGAGACAAUGGAGUCGUAAAAAAAUUGCAAUUUUGACCUUAAAUCCUCAGGAUCAUGUUAGAAUUUUAAUAUAUCGAGCGCGGGCUAUUAAACGAUCAUUCAAUCCACCAGGGAGUUAUCAACAAAGGCACGCGUAUUGACAGCACAUGGAUGGUGAAUGGGGAACUCACUGAGCGUUCAUUUCUCAGCGACGACCUACAGCAAUUUUGCACUGACUUUCCAAUAUACCUAUUGAAAAAGUCACAAGACUCUUUAGCAGUCAUCGGCAUCCAAGAAGCGGGUAAGAAGAACCUAAAGCUCUAGUCCUAGGGACACGCAUGCGCGCGCAUGCCGUUGUCGUACCAGUCUUUCGCGCUUCUCACCUCACGGGGAAUUGGUGAUAAUCAAUGCGAACACAGUGAUUUUUUCUUUGGGCCUGUUUACAUGGAGGUGGGGGACCCCAGGUAGGUGAGGCAACCUGCUUAGGAAGGGGAGACCAGCCUGUCCAAACAAUCAUUUUAAUUUGAGCACGUUUACAUGAACGAUGGGGAGACCAUAUGAUAGAUUAUAUAAACAGACAGGUGCCUCGGGCUCCCCCACCUAAGCGGGUUACCUCACCUAUCCGAGAUCCCCCACCUCCAUGUAAACAGGCCCUUAAGGGAACUAUGUCACGGUUGUCUACAGUAGUUUCUUUUUGUUAAUAUUGCCAGUUAAUUAAACUUCCUUAUGCGCUAUGGAACGUUAACGAAGAAAUUUCUUGGAAAUGACAAAAUCACAGCUUCUUUUCCAUCAAAUAUAUAUCCCAGCGCAUUGUAAUAAAUCUUAUAAACAACAAAAACCAUUUUGUUAGGCUAACAAGUUUUCAAAAACCCACAAUUUCACUCCUUUUCAAUCUUCUUCAAGUUUGGCCAUCCAAGUCCACUUCUAUAUUUGCUGUGUUAUUCAUACUUUCUUUUAAUGCUUUGAACUAUUACUUUUAUGUUUCACUCAAUGUGGCGGCAGUUUCUACUGUUAGGAUUUUCAUAAAUUUCGGGACAGUACCAAAAAAGGUUUUUUUCUUUCGCAGAAAUUUCAAACCGACUGCGGAGACAAACAACGCUUUCAAACGGCCACAUACUAUGUGCUCACGGCAUGGACUACAGCACAGCUCGUCAUCAUUGUUUCGGUAGUCCUAAACUAAAGUGCGAAACGAGA
Messenger RNA from Porites evermanni, 4348 nucleotides. The record is from the annotation of a GenBank genome assembly. NCBI's taxonomy places the organism in Eukaryota, Metazoa, Cnidaria, Anthozoa, Scleractinia, Poritidae.